AUGAACUUGGCUAAAGUGACCAUAAACUUGUCAAUUUUAGAGACCCAGUUGCCGAAAUGCAAGAAUCUUAAGCGGUUCAAUCAAAUUCUAUCUCAGAUGAUCCUCACUGGUUUCAUUAGAGACACAUAUGCAGCAAGUAGAGUCCUCAAGUUUUCAACCGACUCAUCUUUCAGUGACAUUGAUUUGUCAUUUAGAGUUUUCAAUCAAAUUGAGAACCCAAAUGGGUUCAUUUGGAACACUAUGAUGAAGGCUUAUAUACAAAGAAGCUGUCCCCAAAAGACUUUGGGUCUUUAUAAAUUGAUGUUGGUUAAGAAUGGGGAUAGAGAUAACUAUACUUACCCAAUUCUAGUUCAAGCUUGUGCUUUGAGAGGAGCAGAGUUUGAAGGGAAGCAGAUGCAUAGUCAUGUUUUGAAGUUUGGGUUUGGUUCAGAUGUGUAUGUGCAGAACACAUUGAUCAAUAUGUAUGCUGUUUGUGAGAAUAUGAGGGAUGCACGCAAUGUGUUUGAUGAAAUGCCUGUGUUGGAUUCGGUUGCAUGGAAUUCGAUAUUGGCAGGAUAUGUUAGGGUGUGGAAUGUGGAGCAGGCAAAGUGUAUAUAUGAGAAAAUGCCUGUGAGGAACACGAUUGCUUCGAAUUCUAUGAUUGUGUUGUUUGGUAAAAGAGGUUGUGUGAAUGAGGCUCGGCGGUUGUUUGAUGAUCUGCCUCAGAAGGAUAUGGUUUCGUGGAGUGCGUUGAUUUCUUGUUUCGAGCAAAAUGAGAUGUAUGAGGAUGCUUUGGAAAUGUUUGUGAAAAUGGUUGCUGAGGGAGUUAUGGUGGAUGAGGUUGUGGUGGUCAGUGUGCUUUCGGCAUGUGCACAUAUGUCAGGUGUCCACACAGGGAAGUUGAUCCAUGGGUUAGUUGUGAAAAUUGGAAUUGAAAGUUAUGUUAAUCUUCAAAAUGCUUUUAUUCAUAUGUAUUCGAGUUGUGGGGAGAUAAUAGUUGCGGAGAAACUGUUCAAUGCAGCCUACAAUCUGGAUCAGAUAUCUUGGAACUCAAUGAUAUCAGGGUACUUGAGAUGUGGUUUAGUCGAAACUGCUCAGAGAUUAUUUGAUUCCAUGCCUGAGAAGGAUGUAGUGUCUUGGAGUGCAAUGAUAUCAGGCUAUGCUCAGCAUGAUCGCUUUUCAGAAACUUUGGCAUUGUUCCAGGAGAUGCAGCUUUCUGGAAUUAGGCCUGAUGAGACCACUUUGGUGAGCGUCAUCUCUGCAUGCACUCAUUUGGCUGCCCUUGACCUGGGCCAAUGGAUUCAUGCUUAUAUAAGGAAAAAUAGGCUUAAAGUUAAUGUGUUUCUUGGGACAACCCUUAUUAAUAUGUACUUGAAAUGUGGGUGUGUGGAAAAUGCAUUGGAGGUCUUUGAGGAGACGGCAGAAAAGGGAGUUUCUACUUGGAAUGCCCUAAUUCUUGGGUUGGCAAUGAAUGGGUUGGUGGAGAAGUCCCUUGAAAUGUUUUCAGAGAUGAAGAAAUGUGGUGUGGCACCUAAUGAGAUAACCUUUAUGGGAGUUAUGGGAGCUUGUCGUCACAUGGGCUUAGUAGAUGAGGGGCGUCGCCAUUUUGAUUCCAUGAUGCAGGAACACAAGAUAGAACCCAAUGUUAAGCAUUAUGGAUGCAUGGUUGAUCUUCUCGGACGUGCAGGUUUGCUCAAGGAGGCAGAAGACCUCAUUGAAAGUAUGCCUAUGACACCAGAUGUUGCGACAUGGGGUGCCUUACUGGGGGCUUGUAAGAAACAUGGGGACCAUGACAGGGGUGAGAGGAUAGGAAGAAAACUCAUUGAGCUCGAUCCUAACCAUGACGGCUUCCAUGUGUUGUUGUCCAAUAUAUGUGCUUCAAAAGGUGAUUGGGAUGGUGUUCAUGAGAUUAGGGGAAUAAUGAUGCAACAUGGGGUGGUAAAGACCCCCGGUUGUAGCAUGAUUGAAGCAGAUGGUGUAGUUUAUGAAUUUCUAGCAGGAGAUCAGAAACACCCUCGAAUGAAAGAAAUUGAGGUAAUGCUAUAUGAAAUGGCUCAGAAGCUGAAGAGGGAAGGUUAUGCACCAGAUACAAAUGAGGUAUCCUUUGACAUUGAUGAAGAGGAGAAGGAAACUGCUCUUUUCAGACACAGUGAGAAACUGGCAAUUGCCUUUGGACUAAUUGCUAUCAGUCCACCGUCGCCAAUACGGAUAAUAAAGAAUCUGCGAAUAUGUAAUGAUUGUCACAUGGCAGCAAAGUUCGUCUCAAAAGCUUUUGGUCGUGACAUUGUGGUGAGGGAUAAACAUCGGUUUCACCACUUUAAGCAGGGAUCUUGUUCCUGCAAUGACUACUGGUAG
This is a messenger RNA of Fragaria vesca subsp. vesca, 2334 nucleotides long. Its product is annotated as pentatricopeptide repeat-containing protein At1g08070-like. The transcript has a single exon. Lineage: Eukaryota; Viridiplantae; Streptophyta; Magnoliopsida; Rosales; Rosaceae. Gene Ontology annotation, biological process: RNA modification. Gene Ontology annotation, molecular function: protein binding; RNA binding; zinc ion binding. Bases 1 to 2334 code for a protein of 777 amino acids. The record is from RefSeq and is a predicted model, not a curated record.